AUGUGUAAGGUUCUGGCUCUUAUACCUAGCGUUCCCCGUCCUGUGAGACCUGAGGAGGAUUAUGUCGAAGUUCUAAAAAAAAUUUUAUUAACAAAAUCAACCAAUUUUAAUGCCACUACAUUUUAUAAAAAGGCUGAUUUUCCAUAUAGUCUAAAGAAACAGGCGGAGGAAGCCUUAUUUAAUGCAUUAAGAUCUAUUGAAUCUGAAAAUGGUCAAGGUGCUAUAAUUGCUCAAAGGCUACUUGCUCAUUUUAACGAUAUUGUCAACUCUCCCAUUGUACUACGCUUUUGGGAUUCCGUUCGUGUUCGAGAAGAAAAAAAUAGCACUCAAACUGCUCAAGUUAUAUUACAAGAAAAAGAAGAACAAAAUGCUUGUCAAAUAAGGACUAAUUUGUUGGAUGAGCGUAUUCAAGUAUUGGCAAGAAAAAGAGACAAUUCGAAUUUGAAUGAUUUUGAAGAAGGAUCAUCAACUCCACCAAAUAAAAUCAGGGCCACAGAUAUAACAGAAGUGGGAAAAAAUAACGAUUCAUCAUCCAGUUUUGGAGUAUUGUCUAGUGAUAAAGAAAAUUUUUCUGUUCCGCCUACAAAUGUCUUCUCUGAUCAAGAACUACAUGAAAAUGAAAAUACUUACAUAAAAGAUAUUCAGUCAUCUCAUGAGAAUACAACAGAUAAACUCUAUGAAAUAAUUGAAAAAAUAAAUAAAUCUGAUUAUCGCCUCUUUCAGUAUCGGAUCAUUAAUUUAUCUGACCAAAAUGCUUCGAGUCCUGUACAAAAAAUAUUAACAAAAGCUGAUAAACAGUUAUUAAAAACAACUUGGGACUCACUAGAGCCAUCGAAAAAAAAUCACAAGACAAUCCGCCAGGAGAAAUGGAAUGCAGUCAUAAAACCUCUCGUGAAAAAGUAUCAAAAAAACUUAGUACCGAAAUCUGUAUUUGAUGAUUUUCCUUUGGAUCUUGCAAUUGAAGAAAUUACCAAGAGACCAUAUACAGGAAAAUUCAACUAUAGAGAACAUCACGACUCAUUAUGGGUUCAAGAUAUAUACAAGCGAUUUUUAUUUAUCUUUAAAGCGCCUGUUAAUGUAUUAUUAGACCCUAAUCAAGUAGAACUAUCGUAUAGAGAAAAUUUCAUUAACCCAAUUGUUGCAAAAUUGUUUGAUGACAUAAUGGAUAUUAUUCGAGUAAAAACUGGAGAGAUCGAAAAUAUGUUAAAUAAAACCCAACGAAAUGAAACUCGCCAGUAUGUGCAACGAGUUAGUAUUGGAUGCCAUCAAGAUGGUAUUUUUGAAGUAAACGUCAAUGCAAUGACUUUUGAAAUAGGCUUUCUAGAAGUGGUUGGUAAUGCUCUUAUUGUUGAUAUCACAAAGUUAAAUGGUGAUCUUGAUAAAGUAUUAAAAGCAAUGCAGAUCUCGCUGUUCUAUCAACGACGACACCAUACCCAACGUGGUGCUACUGGAGAUCAACUUGUUUGUCUAGAAUCGUAUGGGAUAAUCGUUUACCAGCGAACUUUUACUAUUUAUGUUAUGCAUAAUACACGUGGAGGGCUCUACAUUGUAGACAAAUUAACGGAAUUUUCUAUUCCAAAUUCCAAAGAUCAAUUGUAUGUACUAGAAGAAGUAAUCGAGAAAAUAUAUAUGUUAAAGAGCCGAAUAAUGGAUUAUUAUUUAAAAAUACAAAAAAUAACACCUAAUUGUGUCAAAACCCAUGUCAAUACAACAGAGUCACCAGUUGAAGCAUCGCCCUCUAAGAAUUCUAAAGUUACUGAUAGAUAA
Entrophospora sp. SA101 is the source of this 1767-nucleotide messenger RNA. The record is from the annotation of a GenBank genome assembly. Lineage: Eukaryota; Fungi; Glomeromycota; Glomeromycetes; Entrophosporales; Entrophosporaceae.